AUGGCCAACCCCAGUGUCACCUCAGAUCAUCCCCUAGCUCCCCACGGUCACCACGUCUUGCAGCCCCCCAGCGUCACCACGGCCAUCCCAAGUGUCACCCCAGAUCAUGCCUUAGCCCCCCAGGGUCACCAUAUCCCCAGGGUCACCGCAGAUCAUGGCUUAGUCCCCCAGGAUCACCACAGACAGCCUUCCAGCCCCCCCAAUGUCACCAUGGCCAGCCCCAGUGUCACCCCAGGGGUCCCCACAGACAGUCUUCCAGCCCCCCCCAAUGUCACCAAGGCCAGCCCCAGUGUCACCCCAGGGUCACCAUGGGUCACCAUUGUCAGUUCCCGGGGUCACCACGGAUCAUGGCUUGGCCCCCCAGGGUCACCACAGACGGCCUUCCAGCCCCCCCAAUGUCACCACGGCCAGCCCCAGUGUCACCCCAGGGUCACCAUGGAUUAUGGCUUGGCCCCUCAGGGUCCCCACAGACAGUCUUCCAGCCCCCCCCAUGUCACCAAGGCCAGCCCCAGUGUCACCCCAGGGUCACCAUGGGUCACCAUGGAUUAUGGUUUAGCCCCCCAGGGUCACCACAGACAGUCUUCCAGCCCCCCCAAUGUCACCAAGGCCAGCCCCAGUGUCACCCCAGGGUCACCAUGGUCAGCCCCCGGGGUCACCACAGAUCAUGGCUUAGCCCCCCAGGGUCACCACAGACGGCCUUCCAGCCCCCCCAGUGUCACCAAGGACAGCCCCAGUGUCACCCCAGGGUCACCAUGGUCAGUCCCCAGGGUCACCACGGAUCAUGGCUUAGCCCCUCAGGGUCACCACAGACAGCCUUCCAGCCCCCAAAAUGUCACCACGGCCAGCCCCAGUGUCACCCCAGGGUCACCAUGGGUCACCACUGUCAGUCCCCGGGGUCACCACGGAUCAUGGCUUAGCCCCUCAGGGUCCCCACAGCCAGCCUUCCAGCCCCCGCAAUGUCACCAUGGGCAGCCCCAGUGUCACCCCAGGGUCACCAUGGGUCACCAUGGAUUAUGGCUUAGCCCCCCAGGGUCACCACAGACGGCCUUCCAGCCCCCCAAUGUCACCGUGGCCAGCCCCAGUGUCACCAUGUGUCACCCCAGGGUCACCCCGGCCAGCCCCCCCCGCCCGCCCCGGGCCGCCAUGGCCCGGUGCCGUGGCGUCCCCUCAGGGCUCGGCCUGGGGGCGGGAGGCCCGAGGAGGGGCCGCCUCCGCCGCCAGGCCUCGGCCCGAGGCGGACCAGGCCCGGGCGAAGCCGGGGGCCGAAGUCGGGGCCAAGGCCGGGCCAGGCUGCGCGCGCGGUGCCCCCCGCCCUACGCGAGGCCCCGGCUCGGCCCCGGCUCGGCCCCGGCUGGGCCCGUCCUCCCGGCAGCCUCCGGGCGGGGCCUGGCCCCCGUCCCCCCGUCCCCCGUCCAUCAGCCUCCCGCUUACCUGUUCCGCGGGGCCUGGGGCUCAUUCCCGCCCGGGCCCCCGGCCGGCCCGCAGCCCGGGCGGCCCCUGGCCUCCUGCCCCCGGGCCUCCUGCCCCCCGGCCUCCUGCCGCUCGAAAGACGUGAAGAACGAAUGUGGUCAGGAAGCGGGUUUCCCAAUGUCCACGCUCCAUUAA
Messenger RNA from Tachyglossus aculeatus (Australian echidna), 1605 nucleotides. Its product is annotated as DNA-directed RNA polymerase II subunit RPB1-like. The record is from RefSeq and is a predicted model, not a curated record. The transcript is spliced from 10 exons. Bases 1 to 1605 code for a protein of 534 amino acids. Lineage: Eukaryota; Metazoa; Chordata; Mammalia; Monotremata; Tachyglossidae.